UAACCUUACGCUCAUGGUGUACAGACGUUUGACAGGGGGCGAAAAUGGAACUGUCACAAUUGGUGUUAGAUGGUUUAAUACUGGCAGGCGAUGCUGCUCACGUGAAUGACAAAGGGUUUUCUGUUCUUGUAACACGAGCAUUCGAUGGUUUGAUCGACGACCGACAUAAAAACCUCAUUGCCAAGGAUCCUUCAUUCAGAGGAGAAGACCAGGCUGUGGUGAAGGAAGUGUAUGCAGCACUUGUCACGCUGGUUGCUGAGGCCGCAAAACAUGAUCUAGAUACCUCCUCUAUCAGUUCGUUGUUGGAAGAAUGCAAAUUCAACAAUGAACGAAUUGAAACAUUCAACAAAAUUUACACAGCUAAGAAACAGUUAGUACAGAUUUUGCUCAGUGGGGUAGGGACCACACCACGUCAUAUUGUUGAUGUUGAUUGGAGGCUUGACUAUUAUAUUAAGAACAACCAUUUAGAGAAGGUCAAUGAAGCUGUGUAUCUGGUGUCAUUAAAAACAGAGGUUUCAGAGAGCCCCGGGUUGAAGGAGGUCCAGUUUUCCUGCACACAGGAGCAGCUGCAGGACUUGGUAGGAAAACUCAAAGAUGCUUGCAAAUGCCUGGAGAAAAUCAGCCAAUCAUAGUGAAGUUUAAGUGGGUUGGACCAAUCAUAAUCAUCAUACGAAAUGUGACAUUUAAAUUGUCACAUGAAAGAUAUUAAACUGUUGAUGGAGGAAUGUUUGGCAGGAAUGGACAAGUGACAAUAGGAAUUGUACCAUAUGUAAAAAUUAAAUGUGCAAUAUGUCCACUUCAUUUUUGUAUAAAAUAUAUAGACAG
This is a messenger RNA of Dreissena polymorpha, 825 nucleotides long. Its product is annotated as COMM domain-containing protein 3-like. Gene Ontology annotation, biological process: sodium ion transport. Lineage: Eukaryota; Metazoa; Mollusca; Bivalvia; Myida; Dreissenidae. Bases 45 to 632 code for a protein of 195 amino acids. The transcript is spliced from 8 exons. The record is from RefSeq and is a predicted model, not a curated record.